AUCAUAUGUACUGAUUGUUGAGGUCUGGUGUUUGAAGGUUACGUCGUUCAUCUCUGAUGGGGUUUCUUUCGUUUUUAAAUCAUGUUCGUCUGGUUUGUCUUCUAUUCUGAAAAGCCUUAAGAGGAAGUCACAUGACGCGCUGCUCCCGCUUGACGCUGAAUGGCUGAUGACAAAGUUCCUCUGGUCUGCGGACCGUAAGAAGCUGUGAUUCAUCUCUUCUGCCACUUUGAUUCGCUCCCGCGGAGACUGGCGGAGGUCGACAUGUCUUCAGACUGCGGGGCCGGGUCGGGUCUGGAGGAGCGGAGUUCGCAUGAAGCCCGAGUGUAAGGGGAGCCGCCGCCGUCUCUGAGCUGGUUUCGCUCGUGUCGUAGCUGAGCGCGUGCGUGGACCAUGGCCUUCUUUGUGAAGAAGAAGAAAUUCAAGUUCCAGACGCAGCUGACCCUGGAGGAGCUGACCGCCGUGCCGUUUGUCAACGGAGUUCUGUUCUGCAAGCUCCGGCUGCUGGACGGAGACUUCGUCGCCACUUCUUCCAGAGAAGAGGUUCAGGAAAAUUGCGUCCGCUGGAGGAAGAGGUUCACCUUUGUGUCCAAGAUGAGUGCCAACCCCCACACUGGAGUUCUGGACCCGUCUGUCUGCAGGGUGUCGGUCAGAAAGGAACUGAAAGGAGGAAAAGCAUACAUGAAGCUGGGCUUCACAGACCUCAACAUGGCAGAGUUUGCCGGUUCUGGCUCCACCGUUCGCUGCUGUCUGCUUGAGGGAUACGACACCAAGAACACUCGGCAGGACAACUCCAUCCUGAAGGUGAUCAUUGGAAUGACUCUUUUGUCUGGAGAUCCCUGUUUUAAGAGGCCUCCAAGCACAGCCAAGUCCAUCUCUGUCCCGGGACAGGAACACGCCCUGCAGCUGGACUGUAAGGGGGAGGGAACGGCCGAGCCUGGACCGGCCGUCGGGGUUUCUCUGGGGCGGGCCCCGAAGCCUCGGCCGUCCAUCAGCUCGGGUCUGCUGGAUGAGUCAGAGGGGAACCAGAACCAGUCCACUUCCACAGAAGCGUUCCAGUCCGGUCACUCUCGUAACUCCAGUUAUGCCAGCCAGCACAGCAAAAUCUCAGGCUACAGCACAGAGCACUCCUGCUCGUCCAGCCUGUCGGACCUCACGCACCGCAGGAAUACCUCAACAGGAAGCAGCGCCUCUGGGGGUGUGGGGUUCACCGCUGAUGCUCCACUUGAAGGCGAAAAGGAUGCUGGACGUCUGGAAAAGCCGCCUCGGCCCCCACGGCCUGCACUGCCCCCAAACAGGCCUCCCAGGAGGAAGCAGGACUCUGUGGAGACUCAUCCGUCCUGGGUGAACGACACCCGCAUGGAUGCAGACGACAUCGUGGAGAAAAUCGUCCAAAGUCAAAACUUUGCCGACAUCAACAACUCUGAAGACAGUAACCUGCGGCUGUUCGUCAGCAGAGACGGGACCACGGCGCUCAGCGGCAUCAGGCUGGGAAACAGGGUUCCCGCCGGCGGAUACGAACCUGUGGUCAUCGAGAGCCACUGAAGCGCCGGCACAUUCACCUGCAGACCCUCUGCUCUAAUGUCUCUGGGUUUUCUUGGGCUUCAGCUGGUCUGGCGCCCUCUGAGGGGAAACCCUUCCGUUUGCACUUUAUGUGAAGCUGAUCGCUGGGCUCUGCGAUCUCCGGGGUCUGCCGAUCCCCGGUCUCUGCCGAUCUCCGGGCUCUGCGGAUCUCCGGGCUCUGCGAUCUCCGGGCUCUGCGAUCUCCGGGCUCUGCGAUCUCCGGGCUCUGCCGAUCGGCCCUUGUGUGUCUGUCAUUUUAAGGGUUGCUCGACAUAAAAACCCCCAUGACUCUCCUCUUUACUUUCUUUAGAUGUCAGAAAGCCUGAAGUUUUGGGAUUUCUUUCUGGUGAGGUUCAGCUGCCAAAAUCAUCCAUGAUGUGUCUCCCCAAAAAAUUAUAAUUAAAAUGAACCAAACCAACUUUUUACUUAUUUUUUGUAAAUCGCUGCUCAGUCUCACCCUUGUGCCUUCGUUCUCUGUGAGCGUACAGCGUUUGUUUAAACCUAACUUCCUGUGUGCGGCACAGUUGCUUCAGGUGAGAAAGGUGACCUGAUGUUCAAACACUCACCUCAGGUUCAGCCUCACGUUUGAGCGCCACACCGCUGCGCUUUGUUCUGACAGCCUGACGUCUUUCACUGAGGCUGUUCUUCCUCACCUUUCCCAUCCUGAAUGCUGAUGCUGACUUCAGCUGGAAGCUGGACUCAUCCCGGGUCAGCUGGGAUGUAGCCACAGGUUCUGAGCUGGUUCCGGAGAGCAGGCUGGGCUCUGCAGGACUCAACGUCCUGGGGGACACAUUGAUGAUGAUGAAUGUGUAAAAACGGUUUCUCCGUCUGCAUUCUGGGCUGUCUGUGCGUUUCCCUCUUCAGUUGGAGCAGCAUUCUUCUCUCUGUCCGGCUGCAGCUUCUUUCUGGACUUGAGCUGCGUUUGUGGGCUGAAAGCUUUCAGCAGAAACUGCCGUUUCUCCGUGUUUGAAGUCGCUCCCCGCAGAUCUGGGAUAGUUCUCCAUGUCUGCAGAGCUUCUCUUGAAUGACCAUGAAGCUCAGUGAUGGUUGUGAUGACAGAGGCUGAAGACGAGGAGAAAUGUUCCCUGUUUGAUCUGGUCUCUGCCUGAGCUCUUCAGCCGAGAAACUAACGUUCUGCUCUCUCACUGCUCCUGUCCUGUCUGCACGCGCCUCUGCUGCCCCCUGGUGGCCAUGAUCUCAGUCCCUUUGGCAUCUGGAUUCAGACUCUGAGGCCUUUUUCUCUGAUGGAGACAGCUUGGUGAUGCUAACAGAAGAGUCGUGAAGCAGCUGUCUGGAGUCUCACCAGCAGGACUGUACAGAUGUGAACAUCCAUUGUUAGGGGCGAAGAUACGUCCUCAUUCUCACAACCUCAUCAAAGCCUUUGAAAUGAUAACGUGAUGGAAGGAAUGUGCUUGAAAAUAAACAUCCCACAGCUCUCCCUCUGGUUUAUGUGACAGACCUCAGACAUUUUAACAGCCUUAACAUUGAAAGAAGCCGAUGUCAUUUGCAGACACGUGGACGUGCUGGCUGUGGUGUAGCGUUUCAGAUGUCUGGUUCUGAGCCUCUUCAGUGGAUCCAUCAUGUUUGGAAGCUCCUGUUUCCCGUUUCCUCCACCUGCUGGCUGAUCCCAGCUCAUGACUCUAGUUACUUCACUUUUUCUAAUUCAUCACAUUAGUCACUUUUGGGGAUGAACCACUGAAAGCUUCCACUAAAUUUGGGUUUACAUCACCAUGGCAACGUCUUCUCUUUUAAAGCAUUUAUUUAAUAUUUUAAGCCUUUUUGCUGGAGGUUGUUAUAAGCUACGCACACUACUCUCCUCCUGAGCUUUGUUUCUCUUUUAGUGAUUCUAACAAAUUUUAUUGUAACAAACUAGUUUGACCUAAUUGUAUAGAAGAUGGAGAUGAACCUGAGCUUCAUGUCUCCACACACUUUAGGCACAACAUGUUUCUGUGUUUUUGUGCAGAAAUGACUAAUAAACAAUAAAUUACACGUUGAA
Messenger RNA from Oryzias melastigma (Indian medaka), 3556 nucleotides. RefSeq names its product family with sequence similarity 102 member Aa (gene eeig1a). Bases 391 to 1542 code for a protein of 383 amino acids. NCBI's taxonomy places the organism in Eukaryota, Metazoa, Chordata, Actinopteri, Beloniformes, Adrianichthyidae. The record is from RefSeq and is a predicted model, not a curated record. The transcript is spliced from 12 exons.